UCUGUUGUAGUAAGCGUAAGUGUCGCUGUCUAUCGACCCUCUGAUCUGUGAGAAACACACAGGAAACUUGUGUAAAAACAAUCCGGCAUGAUCUACAUUUAAACGCCAAUUUUGCCAGACGAAACCGCGAUUUUUGUUUCAAAUCGGACAACGGCCGAUAACCGCUUUAGUCUGACUUCGCAUGGCAGCGAAGUCGCGUUUCCCACAGUGAAGUUAGAGGAUAGUUUCCUUGUGGAAGUGAAAAAGAGGAAGCAACUUGAGUUGUGAAGAUUGGAGCCAUUCUUCAGCUCCGGUGUUUCUCAUCCAUUGAGGUUGUGAGUUAAGAUGAGCAUUACCAGUGAUGAGGUCAACUUCCUAGUGUACAGAUAUCUACAGGAGUCAGGUUUCUCUCACUCAGCGUUCACCUUUGGCAUUGAGAGUCACAUCAGUCAGUCAAACAUCAAUGGCGCUCUGGUGCCUUCUGCUGCUCUCGUCUCCAUACUACAGAAAGGACUGCAGUAUGUGGAAGCGGAGAUUAGCAUUAUCGAGGAUGGCACGCUUUUUGACUGUCGGCCGAUAGAGUCUCUGUCGCUCAUUGACGCUGUGAUGCCGGAUACGGUCCAGUCCAGACAGCGGGCGUUCAAAGACGAUCUCGAACCGAAGCAGCAGACCAACAGCACUAACGGCACGCAUGCUCUUAAUCAUCGUGAGGAGUUGAUGGAGGUGGACGGAGAUAUCCGGAUUCCUGCUGGCAAAGCCACAGUGUUGAGAGGUCACGAGUCAGAGGUCUUUAUCUGUGCCUGGAACCCUGUCUGUGACCUCCUGGCCUCGGGUUCUGGUGACUCCACAGCUCGUAUAUGGAACCUGAAUGAGAACAGUAACAGCGGCUCGACUCAGCUGGUGCUGCGUCACUGUAUUAGAGAAGGGGGGCAGGACGUUCCUAGUAACAAAGACGUCACUUCAUUAGACUGGAACAGUGACGGGUCUCUACUAGCAACCGGAUCGUAUGACGGUUUUGCAAGAAUAUGGACUAAAGAUGGUAAUCUGAGUAGCACACUGGGACAGCACAAAGGGCCCAUAUUUGCACUCAAGUGGAAUAAGAAAGGAAACUGUAUUCUGAGCGCUGGAGUUGAUAAGACGACCAUCAUUUGGGACGCGCACACAGGUGAAGCUAAGCAGCAGUUCCCUUUUCAUUCUGCUCCGGCUCUGGACGUCGACUGGCAGAAUAACAGCACGUUUGCAUCCUGCAGUACGGACAUGUGCAUCCACGUGUGUCGCCUAGGAAGUGAGCGACCGCUCAAAACCUUCCAAGGGCACACGAAUGAAGUGAACGCCAUUAAAUGGGACCCGUCGGGAACGCUGUUAGCAUCCUGUUCUGACGACAUGACGUUAAAGAUCUGGAGUAUGAAGCAGGAUUCAUGUGUUCACAAUCUUCAAGCUCACAAUAAAGAGAUCUACACCAUCAAAUGGAGCCCGACGGGUGUCGGCAGCAACAACCCCAAUGCCAACACCCUACUGGCAAGUGCGUCUUUUGACUCAACGGUGCGAUUAUGGGAUGUUGAGAGGGGCGUUUGCAUCCACACGCUCACCAGACACCAGGAGCCGGUCUACAGCGUCGCCUUCAGUCCUGAUGGGAAGUUCCUAGCCAGCGGAUCCUUUGAUAAAUGCGUGCACAUCUGGGACACUGUGAGCGGAGCUUUAGUGAACAGCUACAGAGGAACUGGAGGAAUAUUUGAGGUGUGCUGGAACAGUUUGGGAGAUAAAGUUGGCGCGAGUGCGUCAGAUGGAACGGUCUGUGUUGUUGAUUUACGGAAGUAACACUUGAUGAAUCUGAGGGUGGAUGCAGGAUCUCUGCAGCUGCUGCUGGCCGUCCUGCAUGGAGGCAGGCCGUUGGGACCUGCGCCCUUACCAAGAAAUCAAAUCCAGUUAUUUAAGAUGGUCCGAACGAGACCGCUUGUGCUGUUGGCGAUGUCCGUUCCAUGCACUAGAUGGACAGCGAGGAGGCUCGAGAGCCAAAAGCCAGAUAUGUUCAAGAGUUUUUGUUUUUUUUACUCGUUUGUAAUCCAAUGUUGUUGGACAGAACUGGCGUUGGGUCAUUUUGGGCACGGUUUCCUGGAGAACAAUCUUUGGAAGUCACUUUUAGUCAAUGCAAGGCUUAAUAUGUGCCCUCUUAAACGGCCCAUCGUGUGAAUCUCACCUCGAUGAAGAACAUUAAAUAUUUGUCGGUGUCAUCACCGGACCGGAACGACUUUUGAGUGUUUUCCAUCUUAACUGUAUAAUAUUGAGGUGACUGAAGAAGUCGACUGCAGAGGAGGUUAUUUUAUUAAAAUGUUUGAUUUAUGUAUUUUAUUAAGUGUAUUAUCUCCUCCACUGGAUGUACAUUUAAUGAAUGUAAAGUUGUAAAUUAGAUCACCACACUGAUUUUUAUUAACUGUGUUAAUAUGUUUAUAAACAUAAAAUCAGCUUUCUUCAGAAGCUACAGAUGUGCGCCUCAAAAUCUGUUGUUUUGUAAGUAGU
Xyrauchen texanus (razorback sucker) is the source of this 2496-nucleotide messenger RNA. RefSeq names its product F-box-like/WD repeat-containing protein TBL1XR1. Gene Ontology annotation, cellular component: histone deacetylase complex. Lineage: Eukaryota; Metazoa; Chordata; Actinopteri; Cypriniformes; Catostomidae. The transcript is spliced from 15 exons. Gene Ontology annotation, molecular function: protein binding; transcription corepressor activity. Gene Ontology annotation, biological process: regulation of transcription by RNA polymerase II. The record is from RefSeq and is a predicted model, not a curated record. Bases 325 to 1797 code for a protein of 490 amino acids.